AUGCCAGCCGCAGUUUUGAGGUCCACGCGCGGCGCUCCCCGGCCAUCUCCUGUCGCUGCCAAGGGUUUGGCACGUCGAAUUGACCGGGCAAACGAGCUCAAUCCCAUCGCCGCCAAGCGCUUCGGACUUGCAUCCCCGAAAAAAGGACACGUCCGUGUCCGCGGGAUGUCCACGGCUUCGGACGCGCUUACGAUGCUUUGCUCCGCGGUGAUUUCGGGGAGGCUCGGUGCAGAAGCGCUCGACUCGACGUCAAGGCAGGCGUCAUGGGUUGAACAGUCAAAGGUCAGAUCGGAUCCAUUCACGCUCAUUGCGGCACAAGGUUUAUCAGAUGUCGUCUCGAACAGAGCUGGACGGAUGCAUUCCAUCUCCUCGCAUGAUCCUAUCAACGAGGCCCACACGCCAGGCCCCGAAGCAGCACCGACCGGCGGCGUUGUGCCACUGCAUCCGGUUGAUCCAACAGGCACAGCCCCGCCGCCAUGUGGUGGAGACCGCGCGGUGGUGGUGGCAGCCGCGCCCACAGGUGAAGCUGCAGCUGGCAGCACACCGCAGCGACCCGGCUCAGCCAGGCAGUCGGCCGCUCCAUCGAGGCUGGGCACCAGCGCGCGUGCGUCGCCGUCGCUGUCGGGCAAGACGCUAGAGCCCCGACAUUCGUCAUCCAACGCAGCUCCAGACCACGAUCACUCACCACACGGUCCUUCGCUUGACUCCAACGUUGUUGCACCACCACCAACAUCACCACCGUCACCGUCGCAUUCCACUCUUGCACAGAUGAAGGUCGAGAUUUGCGCUUUCUCCCAAAGGAAGAUCUACCCACUUCAGCGGCCAAAGUACAUUCAACCACCACCUCGACAGUCGCAUCAUCACGACUCGGAAGAGUACACCAGCACCCGGGCAGCAUUGGAGACACAUCGACAUUCAGCAGUGCCGUCAGGGAUGGUGGCACGUUUCCCACCUGCGAAUGCGCUCGGAACAUGCAGUGGACACAUCAGCAUCUUCGACAUUCGACUUUCCGCUGCAUCGACCCAACAUCUUGCGCAACCUAUCAACAGUGCGGCGAAUACGCACACCCAGCAUACGUCGGAGGAUUGUGAUUUCGCGACACAACUUGUAGCGCAGCAUAUCAGCAGCUUGUUGGGACGACUCGAAGCGACACUGCGCCGAUUGGAUUACACUUCGAGCCUCGACCUUGGAUUGCAUGUCCAUCAGCAGGUGGAAGCAUCUACUCAACGUCGAAUACUGACCAUUGACACCGCCAACCUCAUGCAUCAUUCGCACACCAACAGUGGUAAGGGUCGUCUUUACGUCCGCGGUGACAACAAGGUGUUCCGCUUUGUCAGCUCGAAGAACGAGUCGCUCUUCCUGCAGCGCAAGAACCCCCGUAAGAUCGCCUGGACCACUGUGUACCGUCGUCUUCACAAGAAGGGUGUUACCGAGGAGGUCGCCAAGAAGCGCUCGCGCAAGACCGUCAAGCACCAGCGUGGCAUUGUCGGCGCUUCGCUUGACGUGAUCAACGCCCGCCGCAACCAGAAGCCCGAGGUCCGUGCUGCCGCCCGCCAGGCCGCCAUUGCCAAGAGCAAGGAGGACAAGAAGUCGAAGGCCGAGGCACGCAAGGCGACCAAGGCCAAGUCGGUCGGCGCCGGUGGUGCUGGUCCCCAGAUCUCGCGCCAGCAGAUGAAGGGUGGUGCCGGCAAGGGCCGUGUCUAA
This is a messenger RNA of Moesziomyces aphidis, 1704 nucleotides long. The record is from the annotation of a GenBank genome assembly. Lineage: Eukaryota; Fungi; Basidiomycota; Ustilaginomycetes; Ustilaginales; Ustilaginaceae.